AUGUCGUAUCCACCUGUUCCUCUUCCAAAUGGCCAAAACUUUACAGCCACUCUGCACAACACCACAUACCCCGCAAUCGACUCCGCGACGAAAUCCGACCAUAGCAAACACAUAGUUUUCAUAUCAGGUGCUUCGAAAGGUGUCGGCAGAGCCACGGCUAUAUCAUUCGCGAAAGCUGGAGCUGAAGGGAUUGCCAUCGGUGCAAGAUCGGAUCUCUCCUCACUCGAGACAGAAAUUCAGGAGGCAGCAAAGGCGGCAGGAAAGACCUCACCAAAGGUUUUGUCGAUCAAGCUUGACUUACUCAAUCACCAAAGUGUUAAAGACGCAGUUCAAGAGGUUGAGAAGACUUUCGGAAGAUUGGAUAUCUUGAUCAAUAAUGCGGGAUAUCUAGCCGCUAGUCAAUCAAUAAUUGACUCAGACCAUGAUGACUGGUGGCAGACAUUUGAAGUCAACAUACGUGGCGUAUAUUGGAUGACUCGUGGGUUCCUUCCUCUGAUGCUAAAGGAUGGACUCAAGACAAUUAUCAAUGUAGCCAGUACUGGAGCAAAUUCAUUGCGACCUGGAGCUAGCGGAUACCAAACCUCGAAGUUUGCAUUGUUGAGAUUGACAGAAUUCACAAUGACAGAGUAUGCAGAACAAGGAUUACUGGCAUAUUGCGUACAUCCUGGUGCCGUUAAUACAGAUAUGGGUAAGAAAUUGCCGGCAUAUCUUCACAAAGUCUUGAGAGAUGAUCCGGAAGUUGCGGGUGAUUCGAUGUGCUUUUUAUCUCAAGAGAGAAGAGAAUGGUUAGCUGGCAGUCACACGGCCUUCUAUUCUCAAUUGUCAAUCAAAACCGAAGCUGCUGGAGUCAUGUCUACCCUUAGAAAUGCUUCACGUAUCUCAAUCAGAUAUCUCCGUUCCAAUCCUCGUCCUCUCACUCGUACCUUCUCUGUCCUUCCACAUCUCUCAAGUCCGCCAUCCCAAAUACGUCAACCUCCUCCUGCGCCAGACGCCGAAAGCGCAGCACUGAAAAGUGGUCAACCUUCAACAUAUCUAGGGACCAAAAAACGUCUACCCGAAUUCAAUUUGGUCGAUAAAGUGGUGUGUGUUUCCGGGGCUGGCAGAGGAUUAGGAUUGGUACAGGCGGAGGCUUUAUUAGAGGCCGGUGCUAAAGUAUACGCCCUUGACCGUCUCGAAAGCCCCUCUCCUGAUUUCGAUCGCAUUGCACAGCGCGCGAAGGAAGAACUCGGUACAUCGCUUUCAUAUCGUCGCAUCGACGUACGAGAUGUCGAGGGUCUGAAUUCUAUAAUUGAGGAGAUAGCUCAGAAAGAAGGACGAAUGGAUGGUCUGAUCGCAGCAGCUGGAAUCCAACAAGAAACUCCAGCUCUAGAGUACUCGGCUAAAGAUGUCGAUCUAAUGAUGAGUGUUAACGUAACCGGUGUUUUUAUGACAGCACAGGCGGUAGCAAAGCAAAUGGUGAAAUUUGGUAAUGGAGGAAGUAUAGUGCUUAUUGCCAGUAUGAGUGGAACUGUAGCCAAUCGAGGUCUCAUAUGUCCCGCUUACAACGCAUCAAAGUCCGCAGUUCUACAACUUGCGCGAAAUUUGGCUAGUGAAUGGGGUGAACAUGGUAUUCGAGUCAACACCAUUUCUCCAGGAUAUAUAGUGACAGCUAUGGUGGAGGAACUUUUCAAGAAAUUCCCAGAGAGGAGGACGGACUGGCCCAAACAGAAUAUGUUGGGAAGAUUGAGUGCCCCGGAAGAAUACAGAGGGGCGGCGGUAUUUUUGGUUAGCGAUGCUAGUAGUUUCAUGACAGGCGCGGAUUUGAGAAUGGAUGGCGGACAUUCAAGUUGGUAA
This is a messenger RNA of Botrytis byssoidea, 1833 nucleotides long. RefSeq lists its product as uncharacterized. Gene Ontology annotation, cellular component: intracellular anatomical structure. Gene Ontology annotation, molecular function: oxidoreductase activity, acting on NAD(P)H, oxygen as acceptor. NCBI's taxonomy places the organism in Eukaryota, Fungi, Ascomycota, Leotiomycetes, Helotiales, Sclerotiniaceae. The record is from RefSeq and is a predicted model, not a curated record. The coding region runs from base 1 to 1833 and encodes 610 amino acids. The transcript has 7 exons.